AUGCCGACCAAGGUCACCACUGCCACUACCGCCACCGGUGCAGCCGCAGCGCCAUCCGCAAGGCCUCGUAGGACAGCUGCCGCCUCGAAAUUCUCCUCUUCCUCGGCCCCUCCUUCCUCGAGCGCGGCUACGGCUCCUUCGAGCGAGGCGGAUGCUCCGCCCUCGUCCUCGCGCUCCUCGGCGUCAGCGACGAGGACUCGAAAGGUGGCCACCAAAGCUUCCACCUCGGACGCACCGGCGUCAUCCUCGCGGACGACGACGACAUCAUCGACGAGAGCCAGGACGGCCGCUGCGUCCGUGACCUCCUCCGCCGCUUCCACGUCCAGACGGGCCCCUCCUCCCUCUUCGGCCCCUACAAUCAGCCGCAGCAGCAGCACUAGCGUCCGCGCACAGCCUUCCACCCGCAAUGCGUCGGCACCUGCACCUGCAUCCGCGUCCACCACCACCACCACCACCACCACCACCACCUCAUCCUCUUCCAAAGCUGCACCAUCAGCUCGGGUAGCGACCAGACCCGGCCGGCCCACCAAAGCAGGCGCUGCAGCGGCACCCCUUGCUGCCAAAGAGCAGCAGCAGCCUGAGCCUCCGCUCAACGACGAGCAGAUCUUGGCCCGCCUGGCCGAUGCAUUCCAGUGCACUCCUCGCCUGCUGCUGGCCAUCUGCGGCCACCUCGGAACCUCGCUCUCCGACCUUGGUCUGGGGCUGGGGCCGGAGCUGGACGCAAGGCCAGAGACGGGACCAGACCUCGCCCAGAUCAAGCCCCUCACUCCCGCCCGCGCAUCGUACUUUGCCAAGCAGAUCGUCAACGCCGUCCUCGGCACCACCACGGCGCUGACCGACGCUGGCUGGAAAUCGAGCGCCGAGAAGCAGACGACGACGUCCGCCACCUCUGCGAGGGCGGCAAGAGCUGGGAGCUCAGUCGCUCGGACCACCACCAGUGGUAGCGCUGCCGCUCGUGUCGGCCGCACUGCAGCCGUCGCCGCGUCGACAAGCAGCGGGCCCACGCCGUCGUGUGUCAAAGCCCUCGUCGACGCCUUCCGCAUCGCAACCCGCUUCCUCCUCCGCGACUCCGUCUCGCCCAGAGCCGCGACGGCCAAGGGCAAGGAGCUCGAGGUGGAGACCGUCAUGCUGCGCUACGUGGGCAAGCUCGUCGCUCUCGACCUUCGCGACGUUGCAGCCGAGGAGCUCGUCCAUCUGCGGAGCCACGUCUUUGCAGAGGACGCCCUUGAUCCUGGCUCUGGUAGCACGGCCGGCGAACAACUCGACUCGGCAGCCCGGCUGUCCGAUCGUCAGCUCAGCAUCGGUAAGGCGUCAUUCUUCGUCGAACUGCAGAGCCAGGUCGUCCACUGCUACCUCGAAACGCUGCACACCGACGAGCAGCUGCUAGCGGCGGUGAGGCUCCUCGAGCACCCCGACGGAGCUCUUGCCUGGCAGAGACGGCUACGGAUAGCCUCGCCCUCGAACGUCAAGGCGGCAGACCGAGCCGCCUACCUGGUAGAACGCUGCAUUGCACGAUGCCUGCAGCGGCUGGGCGGCCAGACCGGCAUCCGCAGCCUGCCCCUUCGUGGCGUGGCCCUGCAGGUGCUCCUGACGAUCAGCGACAUCGACGCCGCAGCCUUCUGGGAUCGCGUCGCACGGACCGGGACCAGCUGCGUGCGCAGCGAGGUCGCAGAGGGAGGCGACGCUCGAGCGGCGUUUGCGGCGGUCCAGCAGGUGUUCCAGGACCUUGUCGAAGCGGCACGGCAACGGAGCGGAGAGUUUUGCGCAGGCGAGGGCUUCGUCCGCUUCUGCGAGAACUGGCUCGCCUUGGCCAAGAAGGUCGGGAGCGCCGAUGGCAUCGAUCUAGCAACCAAUGCGAUGACCGCCGGCGAUGCUGGUUCAGCGGCCUCAGCUUCCGCGCCUCCUUGCUCAGACGAGCCUUCAUCUCGCGACGGGGAUGCAAGGUCCCUGCUGUCGGACGACGCCCUCAUCCGGCUAUCCGGCAAGCUGACCAAGGCCGUCGUCACUUUGGACCAGGCACUGAAAGGCGACGUCGACGAUGGCUCCACCGAUCAGACUCUUUCGGAGGCGACGGCCGCGCUGCACGCCAUCAGCGGCUGGCCAUCGACCGAUCGACCCUCGGGCCUGGCCAAGCUGCACCGCCUGCUCGAUCAGGUACGGAGAAGGGCUCUAGCAGCGGUCGACAGCGGCGUGAAAGCAAAAGCAGCAGCAGCAGCAGCGGCUCGACCGUCCACGCCCGACGGCAGGGACGCAUCGCCGGGAGCCACGCCUUCAGAUCUGGCUGCUGCAGCGCUGCAACUGCUCGAGGCGGUGCUGCAACUGCAGUGCGCGGCGCUGCACCACGGCCUCGACAUUGAAGGGCAAGAUUCUCAAGACGCACCAGCAGAGACGAUGCCAACGCCGCUCGACCAGCUGACCAACCUCGUCUACACGUUCCGCUUCCUCGCCAACGCCCGCUUCCAAACGGCCUCCCGGCCGCGCCAGCAAGAAUGCUACGCGUACCUCUCGCGAUGCUCGGACCUCGUCGAGGCGGCCGCGACGAGAGCGGCGCUGCCCGCCGACGUUCGCAGCCAGAACUUGUCCCUGCUCUCGUGCAGCUUCUACAACCUCGGCGGACGGCUGUACGCGGAUCGGCAGUACGACGCUGCCGUCCGCUUUCUCGAGCCGGCAUGCCGCACUGGCGCCGACUCUGUGCGGCUCUGUCGCGACUGGCAAGGCACUCGAAUGGACGAGGAUGCAGGCGACGACGAGCAAGGCAAGGACGGCCCCGCCUCCGGCUCCAUCAUCUCCCCCGCCGAGGCCGAAAAGCGACAGGAGGGCAUGAGCAAAAAGUGGGAGCACCUUGCGGUCGCCUACCGGCUCGGCUCGAACAAGCCCAAGGCGGUCGGGGCCUACCGCGAGGCCAUCUUCGCGCUGCCGCUCAGCGCCUGGCAGCGGCUCGAGGACGACGCGUCGCGAUCGAGCGCGUUCGCCGUCUUUCGGCAUGCCGACUGGUCCUCCUUGGCCGUACUCCUCAAGGCGGCGAUCGAGCUCUGCGUGUUUGACCUGUUCAAGCCGCAGGCGGCAGCGGCCACGCAAGACGAGGCGGAUUCGAGCAUUGCCGCCUGGAUGGUGGGCUUCCGCGACCGUCCCAAGGCGGCCGCGCUGAUGCUCGAGCACUGCGUUGCCGCCCUCGAGCCGCGCUACCACCACGAAGAGGCGGCGGCGGCUGCCGUCCAGCUCCUCGACGCUGCUAAGAGCAUCUAUCGCGACCAGCAGACCCCGAUCCGGAGGGCGAGGGUGGUGCUCAAGCAGGCCGAGAUGGAGCUAUUCGCUGCGUCCCAGGGCCUCUCCAUGGACCAGAUCGAGGCUCUGCUCGAGGAUGCACACACUGCCCUGUCUUCAAACGAUCUGGCUGCAGACUCGGGUCUGACUCGCUUUCUGCCCCAGUACCGGGCCACCGUGGCGCUUUUCCGCGUCGAGCUCGAGCAGAGGAGAUCGACGGCGAGCUCGUGCGCCAGCAUCGCCGAGCAUGUCCAGCAGGCCUGCAAGCACCUGACACCGCUGGUGGCAGCCGCCAACCCGGCUGCUUCGCCGAGGUCCUCGAUGUCGACGCGACCGUCCCCCGGCGUUGUCAGGGCCCAUGUCGCCAGCACGGCCGCCAGGACCAACGCCACGCGGCCAACGCCGUCCAACAGGAUCCUCAAGCCACGCAACGCCCCGCCGCAGUCUAGGGGGACUGCAGCAGCAGCAGCGGCAGCAGCAGCGGCGAUGCCCGUGACGCCGCCGCCAAAGACACUGAAGCCAGCUUCCGGCGGCAAGGGGAGCACCUCGUCGGUCUCGCCCGCGCUGCCGUCAUCCGCACGCUCUCCGGCUUCGGAUGCCCGGACCAGCAUCCUGGACCACCCAGAGCGCUUCUGCAGCCACCUCGAGCACGUCUACGAGCUACUGGCCACCUACGGCCACACGCCCUCGAGCAUCGAGGUGGCCAAAGUGCUGCGGAGGCUGAGCCAGGUCGCGCUCGACGCCUCGGUCGGCCGCGACGUCUACCUGCGGGUGUCGGCGUCGCUGGCCAAGCAGUACCUCCAACUCGGCAAGCUGCCGCGGGCGGGGACCGUGCUGAGCCAGGCGCUGGCCUUUUUCAACAGCGGCGCCGGCAGCGGCGGUCUCAAGCUCGACUCGAGUCGCGACGCCGUCUCCAACGACACCAAGUUUCGCUGCCUGAUGGUGAGCGCCGAGUACCUGAGCCGCACGGGCCUCUACGAGAAGAGCAUGCAGCGGUUCGAGGAGGCGAUCGACGUCGUCCGCCGCGACGCCGACGCGGCCAAGGCGGGAUCGAGCAUGCAGGUGGCGCUGGAAAAGUGCCGGGCGGCCGAGCGGCGCGCGAUUGCGGCCGAGGUGCACUCGACGAUCCUGUGCAGCUGCGGCGACCUGGCCGGCGCCAUCCAGUCGGCGGUCCAGGCGGUCCGGUACGGCGCCCGUAUGACGACGUUGCUCGGCAGGCUGACGGCGCCGCCCUCGACACGCAGCGGCGGAGACAGGGACCGGCGGCAGCGCGACAUCUUUGCCGCGCCCACCUCUGACAUCCACCCCGAACCUGUCGCCGUUGCAAAGGGCGCCGGCGAGGGCGAGGGCGAGGCGGGCAAGGCCAAACAGGAACGGCCACAGCCGCGUUUGAGCUCGUUCACGGUCGCUGCCAUGCACUGGCGGCUAUCGAGGCUCCUGGUGCAGGCCUAUCUGCGCGUCAGCCAGCUCUACAGCGUGCGCGGCUCCGGCUCCGAUGCCGAGGCUUUUGCCGGCGACGGCAUCGAGCUGGCCGAUGCCACGUCGUCGUCGAUGUCUCUGGCGCGCGCCCUGAUCCAGCGCGGCGAGAUCCGGCUGCAGCUGGGCCAGGUCGCCCAGGGCCAGGUCGACCUGUCGCGCAGCCUGGCCCUGCUGCAGGAGAACUGGAUCCCCGAGGCCAUUGUGCUCACCUGCAUCCAGGGCGACUCGCUCGCCCGCAUCGAGCAGCUGCCCGAGGCGCUCAAGUCGUAUGCGGCCGGGGAGACGACGCUGCGCUCCCUCAACGCCGCCUUCACCGAGCUCGUAAUAACUUCCGGCGGCAACGCCGACGCCCUGCUGCCCGAGGUCCAGAGCCGGCUUCUGCGUCGGCAGGCGUGGAUCCUGCAGCUCCUCGGCCGCAACGACGAGAGCGAGGACCUCUUCGAGAAGGCGCUGGCCGUCUACGGCGGUGGCGAGUCGCACGUCAGCAUCGAGGCGCGCUUCGACCACUUCCUGGUCCAGGGGCGCGUGUCGCUCCGCCGCGCCCUGCAGCAGCUCAAGUCGGACCGCCUGCUGAGCAUGCUGCCGGACGCGGCCAUCUCGAUGCCGAUGGUGUCGUCGUCGGCCAGCAGCAAGGCGCUCUCGGUGUGCGCGGCGGGCGCCAAUGCCGCGUCGGCGGGCGCCAUCAAGAGCGCCAUGGGCCUGCUCCUCUCGGCCGACUCGGCGUUCAGCGAUGCGCUGUCGCAGGGCGGCGCAUCGUCGCACGCCCUGUCGGUGAGGGAGGCGUUUGUCUCGCUCGCCCAGGUGCAGACGAUGCAGGGCACGCUGGGCAAGGGGUGCAAGGGCGCCGCCGAGGGCGCCGCCGUCCUGGUCGACUCGGCGCUCAGCGUCAACGUCCGCCGCGACCUGGUCCACGCCAUCGAACACAAGCUCAGGGACCAGUCGUCGGCCCUGCAGGAUCUCAAUGCCUGGCCCAGCUUCGUCGCUCACGGCGACGACGACCGAGGAGAUGCCGCCUCCUCCUCUGACUGCGGCAGCGAUGCCGCCGACGACGACGACGACGGCACGGUCCUGCUCGGCAAGAGGAUGGCGAGGCUCGGCCUGAGCAGCAGCGAGCCCGACCCCAUCAAGGCUUCGUCGUCGUCGUCGUCGGCGGCGGUCGGCAGCCUCCCGGACUACUGGAAGCUGAUCCGCGGUCGCCACAUGGCGUCGCAGAGCGCCACGAGCCGCGGCACGCCGGACCUUCUUCCGCGCAACUGGACGGUCCUGACGCUCACCUACCUCAAGGACCGGGAGACGCUGCUGCUGACGCGUCAGACGGGCGGCGGCGGCGCCGACGGGUGCGAGGCCAACGAGCCGACCAUCUACUCGCUGCCGCUGGAUCGCCAGAGCAACCGCGAGAUGGACGACGAGGGCGAGCUGACGAUGCGGGCGGCCCAGGAGCGGCUCGAGCAGAUUGUGCGGCGCAGCAACGACGGCAUCCACGGCGCCAAGGACGUCGACGGCAUGGAGGCGCGCAAGCGGUGGUGGACGGCGCGCCGUUCGCUCGACCGGGAGCUCGAGGAGCUGCUGGCCGAGAUGCAAAACACGUGGCUCGGCGCCUUCAAGGGCGUGUUUGCGGACCCGGUGCGCGACGGCGCGGCGCUGGCGUCGCUGCGCAGCCGGUUCGACAAGAUCAUUAAGCGCGCGUGCUUCCCGCCGACGACGGCGCACAAGAAGACGUCGCGGCUCAAGCUGGACGACGCCGUCUUCGAGUGCUUCGCCGGCUUCCCCGCCGACUGCACCGACGAGGACUUUGAGGACCUGCUGCACUAUGUCAUGGACGCGCUCCAGUUUAGCGGGCUCCAGGUGGCCGUCGACGAGGUCGACCUCGACGAGGUGGCCAUCGACCUGCGCAACGCCCUCGAGGAGUUCCGUGGCAAGCAGGCCAAGGCCGCCGGCACCCCGGCCCGCCGGAUGCCGCUGGCGCAUGGCCUGCUCGACGAUGGCAGCGACGACGAAGGCAACGGCGGCGGCUACAGCGGUGGCUAUGGUCAUGGGUCCGAGGGAGCCGAGACGGAUCACCACCUCUUCCUCGUCCUCGACAAGGAGACGGCCGUCUUUCCGUGGGAGUCGAUGCCGAUCCUCCGCGGCAGGGCCGUCAGCCGCAUCCCGUCGAUGGCCUUUCUCCAGGAUCGCAUCGACCUGGCCCGCGUCUACCACCAUCUGCCAGGCGAGGGUGACGGUCCAAUCCUCAAGGCAGGCCCCGCCAAGACCGCAGCGAAUGGGCACCCCAGAUCCAGGGCCAGGUCCAAGAGCACCAAGGGCGGCGAUGCCGCCUCUGCCGCUGCCGCCGCCUCUGCCGCCGCCGCCGAGCAGCAGGAGGCGUCGUGGAAAGUGGCGCUGCGCAACGGCCGGCUAUUCAACCUGUCCAAGCGGCGGACGUCGUACCUGCUCAACCCGGGCGGCGACCUUGUGCGGACGCAGGAGCGGUUCGAGCCGUGGCUCAAGGCGCGCGCCUCUCGGGGCUGGGGCGGCGUCGUGGGCCGCGAGCCUGUGCUCGACGAGCUGCCGCGGCUGCUGUCGACGUCGGACCUGCUCCUCUACUUUGGGCACGCGGGCGCCGAGCAGUACAUCCGGCGGUCCAAGGUGCGCGAGCUGGAGCGGUGCGCCGUGACGAUGCUGUUUGGCUGCUCGUCGGCGCUGCUGCGCGACCACGGCGACUUUGACCGGACGGGGACGCCGUUCAACUACAUGUGCGCCGGUUCGCCGGCCAUGGUUGGCAACCUGUGGGACACGACGGACCGCGAGCUCGACUCGGUGUGCGAGGGCAUCCUGACCAAGCUGGGCCUAAUGGACGAGGGCGAGCGCGAGGCGUCUUCGUCGUCGUCGUCGUCGUCGUCGUCGUCGAGGAGCGCCAAGCCCAGCGGCGGGGGCAAGGCGAGUCGAGGGCCAAAGGAGAUGUCGGUGGUGCGCGCCGUGGCCGAGUCGAGGGACGAGUGCAAGCUGAGCUUCCUGACGGGCGCCGCGUGCGUCGUCUACGGCGUGCCCGUCUACUGGGCCCACGAGGAUGAGUAG
This is a messenger RNA of Pseudozyma flocculosa PF-1, 7797 nucleotides long. RefSeq lists its product as uncharacterized. The coding region runs from base 1 to 7797 and encodes 2598 amino acids. NCBI's taxonomy places the organism in Eukaryota, Fungi, Basidiomycota, Ustilaginomycetes, Ustilaginales, Ustilaginaceae. The transcript is spliced from 4 exons. Gene Ontology annotation, cellular component: mitotic spindle; cytoplasm; centrosome. Gene Ontology annotation, biological process: meiotic chromosome separation; proteolysis. Gene Ontology annotation, molecular function: cysteine-type endopeptidase activity; protein binding. The record is from RefSeq and is a predicted model, not a curated record.